AUGACCAACCAAAUGCACAAAAUAAACCACAAAGACCUGGAGAUAUUCGUCCGCGCAAUCCUCACAGCAAACGGCACACCAUCACCAAGUGCAGAUAUAGUAGCAAAAUGCCUCGUCUCAGCCGAUCUGCGUGGCGUAGACACGCACGGUAGUAACCGCAUUCCGAGCUACAUGGCGCGAAUCCGCCAAAAAGUACUUGACCCAGCCGCGCAGCCAACCCUGCGCCAAGUAACGCCUGUCGUAGCGCAGAUAGACGCGGCCAAUGGCUUCGGGUUCGUAGCCGCGCACGCAGGGAUGAAAUCAGCCAUUGAAAUGGCUGCUGUCUACGGCAUAGGCAUGGUAUCCGUCAAGCACUCGAAUCAUUUCGGGAUGUCGGCGUGGUUGGUGAAGCAGGCUCUUGAGGCAGACAUGAUGAGUCUUGUUUUUACGAAUUCGUCACCGGCACUUCCGGUUUGGGGCGGAAAGGAGAAGGUGAUGGGUGUUUCACCUAUAGCGUGUGGUGCGCCGGGUGGGAGGGAUGGAAAGCCGUUUAUACUCGAUAUGGCACCUUCUGUCGCGGCGCGGGGCAAGGUUUAUAAGGCACUUAGGCGUGGCGAGAAGAUCCCAGAGGAUUGGGCACUUGAUAAAAACGGGGAGAGGACUGACGACCCUGCGAAAGCUUUAGAGGGGGUUAUGUUGCCUAUGGGCGGGCCGAAGGGGUCUGCGUUGUCGAUUAUGAUGGAUGUUUUCUCGGGGGUAUUUUCUGGGGCUGCCUUUGCGGGGAAUGUUGCUAAUCCGUAUGAUCCAUCGCGGCCCGCGGAUGUGGGUCAUUUUUUGGUGGCUGUUAAGCCGGAUUUAUUUAUGUCUAUGGAGGAGUUUAAGGGGAGGAUGGAUUAUCUUUAUAAGAGGGUUGUUGAGUCCGAGAGGAUGGCUGAGGUUGAGAGGAUUUACUUUCCUGGGGAGAUUGAGUUGGAUAUGGAAGAGUUGAGGCUUGUUGAGGGUAUUCCUUUUGCUGAGGCUGAGGUUGUGAGCUUGAAUAAGGAGGCUGAUCUGGUUGGCGUUGAACAUUUGAAAGUGCAGUGA
Molecule: messenger RNA, 1062 nt
Organism: Penicillium taxi
Lineage: Eukaryota; Fungi; Ascomycota; Eurotiomycetes; Eurotiales; Aspergillaceae
Product: Ldh family oxidoreductase
Exons: 1
Coding region: 1-1062 (353 amino acids)
Molecular function (GO): oxidoreductase activity
Source: RefSeq, a predicted model, not a curated record